AAUGUUUCCUCUCAAGUUAUUGUGUGACCUACUGAUUCAAGAGUCAGCCGUGUUAAUAAAAACAAAAUACCUAUUGCAUUUUUACUUCAUAUUUAUGUAUUUGUAAAUCCGACGAUGUGGAAACUUAUAUGUAUAAGUUUUUGGACCUAUGUUAUACUGACGGAAGGGGUAACCGAUAAGCCCUCUGUGCACUGGUGGUGCGAUGAAAUAGAGUGUUAUUACAGUGACACUGACACAUUACCCUUCGAAGAAAAAUGUGAUAGCAACAAAUCCAUCCCUUAUCGCUUUAACAGUACCACUGGAACUUGCGAAUUGAACUUAAUUGGAUUGUUACUGUCAUUUAAAGUUUUAAAUAAUAGAUUAGGAGCCGUUGUUGCAGAGAAAACCCGCAAGAGCAAUGAUAUUAUUUUUCAACGAGUGAUUAAUGCGGGCAUAAUUUUUGCGGGAUUUGCAAGCGUGUGUUUAUUUUUAGGAUGCUUUUAUUGUUAUUGGGUGCAAUAUUCGAAUCAUCAAUUGAGGAGAAGCUUGAAAAUAAUAGAAAAAGAAAUACACGUACAACAAACAAACAAAAGCAAGCAAAAAGUUGGAAGAAAAGAAAAUAAAGAAAGUGGGAAAACAGACAGAUGUAAAACCAUGCCCGAAGAAGUUCAAGUGUCCGUUGUUUAAUCCAGUUGUCUUUUUAAAGCUAUUUAUAUUCCGUAUUAUAACAAUAAAAUUAAAAUGUUUAAAAUUGUUACAAUUAUUAAAUUAUACGUUCAAUUCAAACACAGUCCAAACAAUCAGCGUCAUGAUUCGAGGCCAGUCUAUUUUAGUUCCUUUGCUCUCGUUCGGCGACCCAACUAAACAU
Messenger RNA from Cydia splendana, 847 nucleotides. RefSeq lists its product as uncharacterized. The record is from RefSeq and is a predicted model, not a curated record. NCBI's taxonomy places the organism in Eukaryota, Metazoa, Arthropoda, Insecta, Lepidoptera, Tortricidae. The transcript has 6 exons. The coding region runs from base 115 to 666 and encodes 183 amino acids.